AUGAAAGAACAUAUCAUUGAUGCUUCAGGUCAAAACGGUUUACAGAUUCCCUUGCACGAGUUUGAUGUAUUUAUAGCCAUUAUAAUACUGUCAUCGUUUAAUACUCGUAAUUCUGAAAGAGACUACUGGUCAAAUGAUCCUCUGUUGGAAUGUGCUAUUGUAAAAUCAGCCAUGUCAAGAAAUCGUUUUUUAGAAAUAAAAACCGGUAUAAAAUAUUCGGAAAAAGAAGAAGAAAGCUCAACAGAUUUUGCAUGGCGAGUACGUACUCUUUUAAAAAUGUUUAAUUUUAACGUAAAGCGUUUCGGUUUUUUUCAAACUGCUAUCUCAGGGGAUGAAAUGAUGGUAAAGUUUUAUGGUCGAUUACGGUUUAAGCAAUACAUUCGUACUAAACCUGUCCGAUUUGGGAUAAAGUUGUGGGCAUUAUGCGGUUCUGACGGAUUCUUAUUUGAAUGCGACAUAUACUGCGGGAAGAAUGCAAAGACCGAUGGUGCCCUCAUCAAGUGCGCUUUGGGAAGUCGCGUAAUUUUGAAAUUAACUGAGCAAUUGCUUAUGACAACUUCCAGAAAAAAGAUAGAAGCUUAUCAUUUAUAUUUCGACAAUUAUUUUUCCAGUCCAGACCUACUCAUUCAUCUAAAAAAAGUAGGAUUAAAUGCAACUGGUGUUGUCCAAAAAAAUCGUGUGAAAGAAAAAAAUAGUUUAGAAAAAAAUCCAAAAAGAGGAUCGUUUAAAGUAAAACAUGAGAAAAACAGUGGCCUAAACUAUAUCACACUUAUGGACUCAAAAGAAGUUUCUCUCCUUUCCACUUGCGCUGGCAUUUCUCCAUUACAAGAUCGAAAACGUUACUCAAAAGAAAAAAAAUGUAGAGACGUAAUUGCCAUGCUGAGUGCAUUUUCAAAUUAUAAUAGUUACAUGGGUGGUGUGGAUCUCCAUGACCAGUAUUGCAGUUACUUGCUACCUUCUUUUAGAAGUAAAAAAUGGCCAUGGCCAGUACUAAUGCGAUUGAUUCAAUCGUCAAUUACUAAUGCUGUGAUACUACACAAUGCUGUUCAAAAAGAUGGAAAAAAACACCAGCAAAAGAUUUCGCAAUGA
Leptopilina heterotoma is the source of this 1089-nucleotide messenger RNA. Its product is annotated as piggyBac transposable element-derived protein 3-like. The transcript has a single exon. The record is from RefSeq and is a predicted model, not a curated record. Lineage: Eukaryota; Metazoa; Arthropoda; Insecta; Hymenoptera; Figitidae. Bases 1 to 1089 code for a protein of 362 amino acids.